Lathyrus sativus (Indian pea) is the source of this 336-nucleotide messenger RNA. The record is from the annotation of a GenBank genome assembly. Lineage: Eukaryota; Viridiplantae; Streptophyta; Magnoliopsida; Fabales; Fabaceae.
AUGCACCGGAGAAAAGAACAAAGUUUUGAGAAGAUGGAGGAGAAUGGUAAUCAUCCUAGAAAGAAGAAAGGAGGGCUUGUCACAAUGCCCUUUAUCUUUGCUAAUGAGGUUUGUGAGAAGUUAGCUGUGGUGGGUUUCAAUACAAACAUGAUAAGUUACCUAACAAAAGAGCUUCACAUGCCAUUAACCAAAGCUGCUAACACUCUCACUAACUUUGGUGGAACUGCAAGCUUGACACCAUUGCUUGGUGCUUUCAUUUCAGAUUCUUAUGCCGGAAAAUUCAUGACUAUUACCGUUGCUUCCAUUAUAUACCAGAUAGUAAUUUUCUUUCUCUAA